UACACCAUGGAGCUGCGGACUGUCAUUCUCAGUGUGGCCUGCCUAGCCUGUUUAAUCCCUGCAGCCCUGAGCAUGGAAUUCUUUCCAGCCGCUGUAGCAAAUGCCGCACUUGAUGGCAAGGGCGCGCUUCUCGCUAAAGGAGCACUAGUAAAAGGUGCUCUUGUAAAAGGAGCUCUUUUAAAAGGUGCUCUACUAAAAGCGGCUCUUCUGAAAGGGGCCCUUCUAAAAGGGGCUCUUUUAAAAGGAGCAAUUAUUAAAGGAGCACUGCUUGCAAAAGGGGCGUUGGCACUGAAAGGGGCUGCACUUGCAAAAGGUGCUCUAAUUGCUAAAGGAGCGCUUGCUGCCAAGGCUGCAUUGGUCGCUAAAGGGGUGCUCGCUGCGAAAGGUGCUCUCUUAGCAAAGAAAGCACUUGUGGCAAAGGGCGCACUUCUAGCUAAGGGGGCGGCGGCUGCGCUCGCUGCGAAGGGCGUCGCCGCGGUCGCUGCCAAAGCUGCUGCUGUCAAAGGUGCCGCGUUGCUGGCUAAAGGAGCGGCGGCAAAGGGGGCGGCGUUGUUAGCGGCUAAGGGGGCGCUAGUGCAUUCGCCCCUCACCGCCCUGCUGUCUGGAAGGAUUGUCGCCCCCCUGCCUGUGCCAGUCGCUCAGCCUGUAGCUGUACCUUACCCACCCAUCUUGCCAUUAGCAAUGGCUUCAGCGCCGGUGUUCGAGCCCCCUCUGCCAGCUGCAGCCCUACCCUCCAUUGCAGGCAGGAUCGCAGGCUGGGCCGGCGCCGUGUCUAAUCGCCUGAUCGAUACUACGGGCGCCGCUGGUGACCUCGUAGCGGCGCUCGCGCAGCGAACAGCGUCGGCGAGUGCGCCGGUCGUUUAUGACUAUCAACUAGAGGAGUCACCAAGUUUCUACGCCGCUCCUGUGAUUGAGAAGGUCGAUACUGUGUAUUGA
This is a messenger RNA of Pectinophora gossypiella (pink bollworm), 936 nucleotides long. RefSeq names its product mRNA decay activator protein ZFP36L3-like. Lineage: Eukaryota; Metazoa; Arthropoda; Insecta; Lepidoptera; Gelechiidae. Bases 7 to 936 code for a protein of 309 amino acids. The record is from RefSeq and is a predicted model, not a curated record. The transcript is spliced from 6 exons.